AAACUCUCCCUGAAAAGUGUACGUCACGUCAUAAACGUCAGUUUCACAGAAAAGGAUCUGUCAGUUUCAUUUUGUCUUUUCCGGUUUACCUGUGGUGUGUGUGAGACGUCUGCCACAGGCUUCCAAAGAUGGGUGCCUACAGAUAUAUUCAGGAAUUAUAUCGAAAAAAGCUGAGCGAUGUUAUGCGAUUCCUCUUGCGUGUCAGGGUAUGGCAGUACCGCCAGUUGACCCGUAUGCACCGCGCUCCCAGGCCUACAAGGCCCGACAAGGCUAGGAGGCUAGGAUACCGUGCCAAGCAAGGUUAUGUGAUCUUCAGAAUCCGCGUACGCCGUGGAGGUCGCAAGCGCCCGGUCGCGAAGGGUGCCACCUACGGCAAGCCCAAGAGCCACGGUGUGAACCAGCUGAAGCCCACACGCAACCUACAGUCCAUUGCUGAGGAACGUGUUGGUCGCCGCUGCGGUGGUCUGCGCGUGCUCAACUCCUACUGGGUCGCCCAGGACUCUUCAUACAAAUACUUUGAGGUCAUCCUCAUUGAUCCUUCACACAAGGCUAUCCGCCGAGACCCCAAGAUCAACUGGAUCGUGAAUGCCGUUCACAAGCACCGCGAGAUGCGUGGUCUUACGUCAGCCGGUCGCAGUUCCCGCGGUCUUGGCAAGGGCCACCGCUUCUCGCAGACCAAAGGAGGCUCCCGCCGUGCCGCCUGGAUCCGACGCAACACGCUGCAACUCCACCGCAAGCGAUAAACACUACAUUCGUGACGUCAUUGACUUUCUAUUUGGUUUAUACCGUUAUUGUCAGAUGGAAAGCCAGUGGUUUUUAAUAAACUUUAACUCCAA
Messenger RNA from Ostrinia nubilalis (European corn borer), 836 nucleotides. RefSeq names its product large ribosomal subunit protein eL15 (gene RpL15). The transcript has 5 exons. NCBI's taxonomy places the organism in Eukaryota, Metazoa, Arthropoda, Insecta, Lepidoptera, Crambidae. The record is from RefSeq and is a predicted model, not a curated record. Gene Ontology annotation, molecular function: RNA binding; structural constituent of ribosome. Gene Ontology annotation, biological process: cytoplasmic translation. The coding region runs from base 129 to 743 and encodes 204 amino acids. Gene Ontology annotation, cellular component: ribosome; cytosolic large ribosomal subunit.